Trichoderma citrinoviride is the source of this 765-nucleotide messenger RNA. RefSeq lists its product as hypothetical. The annotation marks the transcript as partial. The record is from RefSeq and is a predicted model, not a curated record. Lineage: Eukaryota; Fungi; Ascomycota; Sordariomycetes; Hypocreales; Hypocreaceae. The transcript has a single exon.
AAUAUCUUGCGGAGAGUCAUGGCCGUGGCGAUAGACUCCGACGUAUCUCUUCACUUACACCUUCGGGGAGUAUUGCACAAUGCCACCAAAGCACCCGUCACUUCAAACGUGCUGGCCAGACCUCACAUCGAAAGCAAGACAGAACGCGAAUGUGUUCUCAUACGGCAACGGAUCCUCUCUUACCUCGACAUUGGAGACUUGAACCGCGCCAUUCGUGCCUCGCCGCUGUUGUUCCAGGCUUUCAAGGCUGAGCGCAAACAGCUGCUGCUCAGCACCCUGUUCAACACGCUUGGUACGACGAUUCUGGAGGCCUUUGCUGUUCAUCGAGUGAGCAGCAUUGAUUUCAUCGCAUCGCGUUCCAAGAAUAAUGAUGCUUUAUUCUUGCGAGCUCUCGAAGAACAUAGACAGAAGCAGAGUCUGCUGUUCGAGCUAUGCACUUUCUUGUCGGAAGAUGAUCUUGUUCAGAUGGCCACCUUUCACAGAAAAGUUGUUUGGCCGCAUGCCCAGCGCAUCGUGUCUCUGGAAGCAGGCUACUGCGAAGCACAUGAUGUCUUUUAUGAAGAGAUAAUGGCUUUCGUCCGGCUCUCGUUCUAUCUCGAUGUACUUCAUGCGGCCCUGGGUCUACUGCAAGGACAGUCCUCCGACUUGAUGCCAGUGAUCGCGGGCUGCGGUACCUUGGGCGGUGCCUUGAGCGGCGAGAUACGGAUGGAUGAAAGGGCUUCUCCAAUAUCUUUGCGGCAUAACACAAUAACGCUUCUCCAGUGA